GCCCUGCCUGAGGUGAGCCCCAGGGGGACGGGGCCCUGCCUGAGGUGAGCUGCUGAGCCCUCACUCCCCAGCUGCCUUUUAAGAGUCCCGCGGCAGUCUCUGCCUUCAGAAUUUUUCAGAGGAAAGCAGUUAUUGGAUCCUUGUUUACUUAAAUUCUUAAGCACAUGUCAGUUCCUUCUGAAGAUUACCCAGGUUUAGCCUGGUCGGCUGUUGCAGAUGUCCAGGUUGUGUGUGGGGCGCUUGCACAGUCUCCUUUUCUUGGAGCCCCUCCUGUUUGAGAGGAUGGAUACCCGCUUCCCUUUCUUCUCACGUGUUCUUAGCAAGGUCACUUUUCUCCUUCAGUGACUCACUUCUGUGGACUGUUCUCCGGUUCGAUCUCCCCCAUCUUCAGUUGUUCAUGGACCAGUUAUUCACUAUCUUCCUUCUCCAUUUGUUAUCCCCAGGCUUCUCCACUUCCUUAAAGGGAAAGUUCUGUAGUUUGCUUGGCCAGGCUCCUUGGUGUCCUCCUGGCCCCCCUUCUGUCCAUCAGCGUGCCAUGCUGUCUCUGUCAGGUUGUGUUCUGGCUCUGUCCCCACAGGAUGCCCAGAAUCCAGCCACUGCUUAUCAUCCCCAUCGCUGUCACUUUGGCCUACGCUGCCUUCUUCCACUGGACUAACACAGUUGCCUUCUAACUGGUCUCCCCGGUAUCUCCUCUUACACAACCGCCUCCCUCUUCCACAGCAGUCAGGAUGAUCUCAAAAUACGAGUCAGAGCGAGAAGCCUUUCAGUGGCUUCUCACAGCACUUGCAUUUCUGCCUAGGUAUCACCUCAUCAUAGAGCUGCUGAUCACUGUGUCUGAAACAGCACCUGUGCCUCCCUCUCUCUCAUGACUGUGUGCGUUACCUGCUUGGAUUUUUUGUUUGUUUUUUGUUUUUUUGUUUUGAGAUGGAGUCUUCUGUGUCACCCAGGCUGGAGUGCAGUGGUGCGAUCUUUACUCACUGUAACCUCCGCCUCAUGGGUUCAAGUGAUUCUCCUGUCUCAGCCUCCCGAGUAGCUGGGGUUGCAGGUGUGCACCAGCACGCCUGGCUAAUUUUUGUGUUUUUAGUAGAGACGGAGUUUCACCAUAUUGGCCAGGCUGGUCUCGAACUCCUGACCUCAGGUGAUCCACCUGCCUUGGCCUCCCAAAGUGCUGGGAUUACAAGUGUGAACCACCACGCCCAGCCUGGAUUUUGUUAAGAGUACCUACCACCACUGGCAUGUUAGGUAGUGGUCAUGUGUUGGCUGAGUAACACCCACCCCGGAGACCCUAGGUGGAUGGGACCUGGGAGCCUAAUUCAUAUACUGCUUUUAGCUGUUUUCAGUUCACAUCUCAUUCUCGUCAUGCAGGAUGACUGUUCCCAAAACUUUUGGGGCUUCUGUGGGAGAGAUGGUUUGCUGUGCAUCAGCUUACCUCUGGGAGAGCAUCUGCUCACGGAAGUUAGUUACCAGAUUUUUGGCUUACUGUUUAUUAAAAAUUUAUCAAAAUAUCAUAUUGGCUUCUGUUUACAUAGUUCCCUUUUCUUUUUUUUUUUAUUUUUGAGACGGAGUCUUGCUCUGUUGCCCAGGCUGGAGUGCAGUGGCGCAAUCUCAGCACACUGCAAGCUCUGCCUCCUGCAUUAACGCCAUUCUCCUGCCUCAGCCUCCCGAGUAGCUGGGAGUACAGGCACCUGCCACCACGCCUGGCUAAUUUUUUGCAUUUUUAGUAGAGAUGGGGUUUCACCGUGUUAGCCAGGAUGGUCUUGAUCUCGUGACCUUGUGAUCCGCCGCCUCGGCCUCCCAAAGUGCUGGGAUUACAGGUAUGAGCCACCGUGCCUGGCCUCCCUUUUCUUUUAGAGGUGUGUUUGUGCAUGCUGUAUUCCUGUAUGUAAUUUAAAUGGGUCUCAGAGGAGGAUACUGAUAAUCAUGUUUGAAUCUUCUCUCCAUUCUCUCUGUUCCUACUUUCAAAUCACAUUUAGUCUCCAUCUCAACCUCCCUAAUGGGCAUAAAUCUUACAACUUUGUAGGUGUUUUGAUUUGUGAAGUUAUAUAUUAUAGAAAAGCCAUCUAGCAUAGAAGAAUAAUGGCCGAGUAUUGAUGAGCCAGGAGGGAUGGUGAACCACGUGGAGGUGCCUGGGCAAGAGGAGUCUGUUGGCUGCAGUGAGACCGUCAUGCUACUUGGGAUGCAUAAGAAAUGCCUUUAGUUUAAGUCCUUUGAGUUAAACUGAUGUAAAAAUGCAAUUAUUUAUGCUAAUUCUGUGAGUAUCAGCUUUCAUUGAUUUAGCAUUUACCUGAUAUCUUUUUUUAUUUCUUUAUUUUCUAAUUUGUAUUUUUUUCUUUGGUGUAUCUCAUAAGUUUCAAACUGUCUUAGUUUUGUUUUCAGUAUAUUUCUUCUAACAUGAAUGUGUUCUUUCUCAGUCAGUUUUUUUUCUCUACUGUUUUGGAAGCUGUACUUGUCUUCUUCCCUGCUCCCUCCCUACAUUUUUAGUGCUUGAUUGCCUUUAAGUUGUUCACAGGCACACUGAACGUUUCCCUUUAAACCAAAGUCUAAACAGUUGCAUUUUCUCUUUUCCCAAGUGAAAGAUGUUUCUUUAUACCUUCAUUUUCUAUGAUUCUCAUCUAUUUGCAUCACACACAUGCUUAAAUCGUAGCUGAUUAUAAUUUUAGUUCAGAUGUGUUUGAAUCAAUAGAUUUGUGUUCUGCUGAUUUCAGUGCUUACCGUUGUAUCCAGCUUCCCACCAAUUCUUUCUGUGUCUUAAUGUUGUCUCUAUAGGGUGUAAUUUUUUUUUAAUUUUAAAAAAUUGUUAAUUUUUUUUUUUUUAGAGACAGAGUCUGGUUCUGUUUCCCAGUGUAAAGUGCAGUGGCACAGUCAUGGCCAACUACAGCCUCAAACUCCUGUGCUCAAACUAUCCUUCCACGUCAGCCUCCUGAGUAGCUGGGACUACAGGCGUGCACCACUAUGCCCACACAUUUUUUGUUAUUUGUAGAGAUGGGGUCUAACUAUGUGACCCAGGAUAGUCUCAAACUCUUGGACUCAAGUGAUCCUCCCGCCUCAGCCUCCCAAAUGCUAGGAUUAUAGGCAUGAGCUACCUAUAUACCAUUUGAUGGAUAUAAAUUUUCCAGGUGCUUGUAUAUUUGAAAAUGUCUUUUAUUUUCCCUUAUUUUUGCUUUUUAGUUUGGCUGGUAUAAGAUUUCAGAAUCAGCAUUAUUUUUUCUCAGUACUUUAUUUCUCUCCCACUUUCAAGAAGCAUUGUUCUUUCCUUUUAGUUGGUUAUCAGGUGUUCUCGUUAUACUUUAUUUUCAGAUGUUUCAUUACUAUCUGCUUAAAUUUGGAACUUUUUUUUUUGUUUGUUAACUUGUCUUGUAUUUCAAUUGGUAGGUUUUUCUUAUGUGAACUCCUGUAUUUGUCUUCACUCCAAGAGAAUUUUCAGGCCGCAUUUCUUUGAACAUUGCCCUAUUAUUUCUCUUAUUUAUAUAAACCUACAUUGGCAAUUCUUCUAUCAACCAGGAAAAUCAUUCCAGGUUUAUUUAUUUAUUUAUUUUUUUGAGAUGGAGUCUUGCUCUGUCGCUCAGGCUGGAGUGCAAUGAUGCGAUCUUGGCUCACUGCAACUUCUGCCUCUCUGGUUCCAGCGAUUCUCCUUGCCUCAUCCUCCUGAGUAGCUAGGAUUGCAGGUGCCUGCCCCCCCGCCUGGCUAAUUUUUGUAUUUUUAGUAGAGACGGGGUUUCGCUGUUGGUCAGGCUGGUCUUGAACUCCUGACCUUGUGAUCCACUUCCCUCAGCCUCCCAGAGUGCUGGGAUUACAGGCAUGAGCUACCGCACCUGGCCUCCAGGUUUAUUUUGUAGUCUAGCUCUUACCAGUUCACCCGUUGUAGCCAUCGCUGUGGUUUGAGUGUAUCUUCCAAAUUUCAUGUGUUGGAAAUGUAAUUCCUAAGUUUAUUUGUUGAUGGUAUUUGGAGGUGGGGCCUUUGGGAGGUAUUUAGGAUUUGAUAAGGUCAUCAGGGCAGGGCCCCUAUGAUGGGAUUAGUAGCUUUAUAAGGAUAGGAAGAGAGACCUGAGCUGGCAUGCUCUCUGUCUCUCAUCAUGUAAUGCCUUCCACCAAGUUAUGACAUAGCAAGAAGGCCCUCACCAGAUGCCAGCACCAUGCUCAUGGACUUCCUGGCCUCCAGAACCUUGAGCUAAAUGAACAUUUUUCUUUAUAAAUUAUCCAGUUUCUGGUAUUCUGUUAUAAAAAUAGAAAACAAAGACAGCAGUCUUUUCUGUGUCUGAAAUAUUUGCGGUUCCUUGAAUUGACCAGGCUCUACCAUGUGUUCUGUGUGAUGCUUGCUCCUGGUACAGGGACUGCAAAUUAUGUUCCAAUCUUUUUUUUUCUUUCUUUCAUAAUAGAUUUGCCAGUUUUUCAGUUGGUCAUAUACAGAAACUCCGUUUCUGAAUUUCCCUGCUGUUCCCUCCCAGCCCCCACUCUUUGCUGUUGCUUAGAAUGCAGAUGUGAUGACUAGAGCCAUCUUAGACUGGGUUGCCCUGGAAGUGGAAGCCAUGUAAGGUGGAGCAAGAGAUGGAAGCCCCAGACCAAUUGCCUUCAGACUCCUGGAUUAUUGUCGUUCAAGGAUAUAUCUAUGGAGUUCACCUGGGAUGAAUGGCAGCUACUGGAUUCUACACAGAAGUACCUCUACAGAGAUGUGAUAUUGGAAAACUAUCAUAACCUGAUAUCAGUGGGGUAUCAUGGUACCAAGCCUGACUUAAUCUUCAAGUUGGAACAAGGAGAAGAUCCAUGGAUAAUAAAUGCCAAAAUUUCCAGGCAGAGCUGUCCAGAUGGCUGGGAAGAAUGGUACCAGAACAAUCAAGAUGAGCUUGAGAGUAUUGAAAGAAGCUAUGCUUGUAGUGUGUUGGGAAGACUUAAUCUGAGCAAAACCCAUGAUUCGUCAAGACAGAGACUCUAUAACACACAUGGAAAAAGUUUGACACAAAACUCAGCUCCAAGCAGAAGUUAUUUAAGAAAGAAUCCUGAUAAGUUUCAUGGUUAUGAAGAACCAUAUUUUCUUAAGCAUCAAAGAGCUCAUAGCAUAGAAAAAAACUGUGUGUGUAGUGAAUGUGGGAAAGCUUUUCGUUGUAAGUCACAGCUCAUUGUACAUCUCAGAAUUCAUACAGGAGAGAGACCUUAUGAAUGCAGUAAAUGUGAAAGAGCCUUCAGUGCCAAGUCAAACCUUAAUGCUCAUCAGAGAGUUCAUACAGGAGAAAAACCCUACUCAUGUAGUGAGUGCGAGAAGGUCUUCUCUUUCAGGUCACAGCUCAUUGUCCAUCAGGAAAUUCACACAGGAGGGAAACCCUAUGGCUGCAGUGAAUGUGGGAAAGCCUACAGCUGGAAAUCACAGCUUCUUUUACACCAGAGAAGUCACACAGGAGUGAAACCGUAUGAAUGCAGCGAAUGUGGGAAAGCCUUUAGUUUGAAGUCUCCAUUCAUUGUACACCAGAGAACUCAUACAGGAGUGAAACCCCAUAAAUGCAGUGAAUGUGGGAAAGCCUUUAGGAGUAAGUCCUAUCUCCUUGUUCACAUCCGAAUGCAUACAGGAGAAAAACCCUAUCAAUGCAGUGACUGUGGGAAAGCCUUCAAUAUGAAGACACAACUCAUUGUACAUCAGGGAGUUCACACAGGAAAUAACCCUUAUCAGUGUGGUGAAUGUGGGAAAGCCUUUGGUAGGAAGGAACAGCUCACUGCACAUCUGAGAGCUCAUGCAGGAGAGAAGCCCUAUGGAUGCAGUGAAUGUGGGAAGGCUUUCAGCAGCAAGUCAUACCUUGUUAUACAUAGGAGAACACAUACCGGAGAGAGACCCUAUGAAUGUAGUUUGUGUGAGAGAGCCUUUUGUGGAAAAUCACAGCUGAUCAUACAUCAGAGAACUCAUUCAGCUGAGAAGCCCUAUGAAUGCAAUGAAUGUGAAAAAGCCUACCCUAGGAAGGCAUCACUUCAGAUACACCAGAAAACUCAUUCGGGAGAGAAACCUUUUAAAUGCAGUGAAUGUGGAAAAGCCUUCACUCAGAAGUCAUCUCUCAGUGAACAUCAGAGAGUUCACACCGGAGAGAAACCAUGGAAAUGCUCUGAAUGUGGGAAAUCCUUCUGUUGGAAUUCAGGGCUUCGUAUACAUCGGAAGACUCAUAAAUGAGAAAUCAGAGUGAUGCAAUGUGAGAAACUGAUGUUCAGGAGACUUCGGAUAAUAUAGACAGGAUUUACAAGCAGGAGGCCCUAAAACUACACUCAUGUCAAAAAUCAGAGAGGAGAGAGACCAACCAUAUUUGGGAUGAGUGUAAAAGCUUUCAGAAAUAAGUUACAGAUAUUUGUAGAUGAAAAUAAUGGAAGGAAUGAGGAGCAAUAAAUGUAUCAAAUGUUGUAGUAUCAUCAUGAAGAUUCAGAGAAUUUACACUAGGAACACCUUAUAAGUUGAAUAAAUUAAGGAAGCAUUUUCCCAUUGAAAAUGUGUUCCAUGGAAAGUCACAUUCCAGAUUUGAAGCUGUGUUUUUGUAAAAUAAAAUCUUGUUAUGAACAGUUGACUUCAUGGUGGAGUAUAAAGUUGUUUUUUAAAAAAUAUGUAAAUAAUGUUCAGGAAAAACGCAGGGAACAGAUUCUUAAAGUUAAGGGAUAUUUAAUGUGACUUCCCUGAGUUAACACUGAAUAGUAUUUCUAAAAUUUUUCGUACUUUAUUUUUUAAUGUAACUUGUUCUAUCUAUCUAUAUAUAUAUUUGAUAGUUUGUGGAAUAAUAUCCCCCAGUAUUUUCCAUAUUAAAUGCUAAUUGUCUUUUGAUUUCUUUUUCAUAAGCAGAUCUGGCAUUUAUUACAGGACUGCCACUUAAGAGAACUCAUUGUAAUGAACGUUUAUUAUAUUUUGCAGUUCCAUGCCUGUUGUCCAUUGAUUGACAUGAGCACCCUUGUUUUCUCUGGAGAAAUACCUCCCCUCUCUGGGGUGCUUCCUGUGGUAGUGUCUUUCAGGUAUCCGUUCCACUAGCUACAGGUGAGCAUUUUACCCAUUGUUGGAUAAUGGUAAUCUCUUUUUCAGAAUUUUGAGACUGUAAUUCAUUUGCACAUGAACCAGAAAAUGUGGGAACUCAUUCAUUCUUGUCCCAGAAUUCUGUUGAGAACAUCCAUUCAUUCUGGCUAAAUGAUUACAAGAAUAACUGUGGAUCCUAUCCCUUUAGAACCUGCUUCUCUGAUCUGUGUGUUUCCUCACUUCUCAAUAAAAAUGUCUUUUGCUUUU
Pongo pygmaeus (Bornean orangutan) is the source of this 7234-nucleotide messenger RNA. RefSeq names its product zinc finger protein 26 (gene ZNF26). Gene Ontology annotation, biological process: regulation of DNA-templated transcription. Gene Ontology annotation, molecular function: RNA polymerase II cis-regulatory region sequence-specific DNA binding; DNA-binding transcription factor activity, RNA polymerase II-specific. Bases 4607 to 6148 code for a protein of 513 amino acids. The transcript has 4 exons. NCBI's taxonomy places the organism in Eukaryota, Metazoa, Chordata, Mammalia, Primates, Hominidae. The record is from RefSeq and is a predicted model, not a curated record.